This is a messenger RNA of Ictalurus punctatus (channel catfish), 2959 nucleotides long. RefSeq names its product piggyBac transposable element-derived protein 4. The transcript is spliced from 2 exons. Bases 699 to 2540 code for a protein of 613 amino acids. The record is from RefSeq and is a predicted model, not a curated record. NCBI's taxonomy places the organism in Eukaryota, Metazoa, Chordata, Actinopteri, Siluriformes, Ictaluridae.
GUGAGCAGGUUGGUGGGGCAGCAUGCAUCCAGGUUUUCAACCUUAACCCAUUUGUUUUGCAAGCAGUUUCUGGCACAUAUCGCCAGCUCUAUGGUGACAUGGAAGAAACAGUCCUCAGUAGGUAACAAUCUGACCUGGUGUUAACUAAACACCGCAUUUCACAGAUUACCGUCCUUGUACAGUACAGGUAACAUUUUCAUAUUUUAUCCAAUGCAAUGAUCCAUGGUACAAGCUAACUUCACAAAGUUUAACUCUCAGUUGCUACAGACACCUGGCCUAUAGGAAUUUUGUCCGGUGGUGCUGGGGGUACCUUGGCCGACACAUAAGGGUGGUGAUUCCCUCGUGUGCUGUUACCCGCAUCUGAGAGCAGUUCCCAGACAAUACUGGAACCUGUUCAGGCUUCCAACCCCCUCCCCUUGACUAAAAUAAACUAAAAUCACAGAUUGAAUGUGCUCUAAAUCGUGUGUUGAGCAACAGCUUCACUCUUGUCAGGGCUUUGAAACUGUGUGCAGAUAUGGUCAGGAACUUGCAAUCCUUUCAGAGAGUCCUGAAACAGUUGUAGCUCCUCCAAUACACCAUCAAAAAGCAGAUCCUGUAACCUGUCAACAUAUUCUGCCAAACAUGACAACAAAAUACAUUUUGUUUUAUUAGAUAGAUAGAUAAAUAGAUAUAUAUAGAGAGAGUUCUAAUAGCUUUGGAUGGAGGUAGAUAGAUGGCGUUCCAAUAGUUUUUCCACCAGAUGGAGAGAUGCCUGUCGCACCUGUUCGAGUGCCGUGCACACCGCGAUGACGUCAUUUUACCGCGUCAAGUCUUUCAGAAGGAAGGGACGCGCUGGCAUGAGGAAGAUGGCGUGCAAACGGCGUGUUGUUCAUGAGGAGAGUGAUGAUGAAGAUGGAAACUGUUUAUCUCCUGAGGAUGAGGACUCUGAGGAGGAGAGAAUCGACCCUGCUGAGGAUGACGUUGAAGACGCCGAGCACCAAACACACCCUACUGGACAACCAGCGAAGCGAUCUCGCCCGUGUCGCCGUUCGCCGUCUCCGCCUGCAGGUGAAACCGAGACGUCGUGGAAAACAGAACGAGAUGCCGACGAGGCUCCGGCCGCGAUGCGGUUUCAGCCUGCACGGUCGCCUGGAGUGCAGCUGAGUUCAGCAGACACAAACACGCCUCUGGACUUGUUCAAACGUUUCUUUGCUCCAGAUGUGGUGAACACGCUGUGCAGGAACACCAACAAAAUGGCCACCAAGAACGCCACCAGAGGGUGCAAGUACAAAUGGACCGACGUGACCACUGAGGAGUUUUACAAGUAUAUUGGAUUGGUUCUGUACAUGGCUGCCAUAAAGCUGGACCGCAUCUGUGAUUACUGGCGGCAGAACAGCAUUUUUUCCUUCGCGUACCCAGCAAUGGUUAUGGCGCGGGACAGGUACAGGACCAUCUCGUGGAACGUACACUUGAGCGAUCCAGACAAGGACCAAGAGAACGAUGGAUUGUUCCUGGUGAAACCUCUGAUGGAUGUGAUUCGGCUUGCCUGCAAAGCGUUCUAUCAUCCACGGAGAAGUCUCGUGGUGGAUGAACGAACGAAGGUGAAGCCCACAAAGUGUGGAUUCAGGUUGUUCACGCUGACCGAUUCCAGCAGCGGGUACAUAGUGGAUUUUGUUGCAUACACAGGAAAGGAAUGGUACCACACAGGGCGGGGACUCUCGUACGAUGCCGUGACGUCCCUCGUGAAUCGUUCCUUUUUGGGUUCUGGGUACCACGUGUUCAUGGAUGAUUUCUAUACGAGCCCAAAACUCUUCAGGGAUCUGCACUCUCAAAGUUUUGGUGCUUGUGGAACGUACCGGGAACACAGGAAAGGCUGUCCACGCGCUACAUCCAAUGCUCUGACUAAGAAGUCGGGAAGAGGAUCCAUCAGGUGGAUCAGGGACGGUCCUGUGGUGUUUGUAAAGUGGAUGGACACGGACGAAGUCUCGGUUUGCUCCACGAUCCAUGCAGCCUUCACUGGAGACACGAUCAAGUGCGAGGUGAAGGGUAAAAACAGGACGUGGACGACUGCAACGUUUUCGUGCCCGUCUCCUGUCUCGCAGUACCGUGAACACACGGAGGCCGUGGACUCUUCUGACCAGCUGACCCGAUAUUACACGACGCAGCACAAGACGCUCAAAUGGUACCGCAAAAUGUUUCUGCAUUUUCUGGACAUCGCCACCUUCAAUGCCUACGUCUUGCACAAAGAGCUUGCGUUACAACGACAGGAAGUAAUCUUGAGCCACAAAGCGUUUACAGAGGAGCUGAUCGCGCAGCUGUGCGGCGGGAUGCCGCAGACGCCUCCUGUGGAACCUGAGACCUGCGACCACAUACCUGUUCCGGUGUUGGUUUCGGACGUCGGAACGGUCGUGUCGUCUGGACGCAGAAGCUGCGUUCUUUGCAGUAAGAAUCUAGGCAGGAAGUCGUCGAGCACUCCGUGGAAGUGCAAAGCGUGUGGCGUCCCACUUUGCCUCCAGCUGACCCGGAACUGUUUCCAGCUCUGGCACAAAGACCAAGUCUGAGAAAUUCAACUCGACCUUCACGUUAGCUCGGCUAGUUUUUAUCAGUUCUGCAUUCAGGCAAGUCCUAAGCAUGUUUUUGGACAAACCUGCUCCAUGUCUCAUGCUAAUGUGACAUCAUGGUUCCACAGGGCUAACGAUAAUAUGGUACUAAUCUACAGCUGCCCACCUAGCAUGUUUAAAACAAAAUUAUAAUAAUUUUGUUACCUUAUGCAUUAUGUAGUCACACAAGAUUUAGCAUUAGGGAUGUCAUUAUUUUCAUGCAGUAAACUUUAUAUUCUCUCUUGAGUUUACUGAGCAGUUCCUUCCUUCCAGGAAAUAAAAACUCAGUUACUGUACAUUUUAUUCACUGGAUAAGAGUUAGCAAAUGUAGUGUAUUGUUUGUAAUAAAUGCGCCACAAAAAAACAGUCUCGGUCUGAGU